This is a messenger RNA of Chiloscyllium plagiosum (whitespotted bambooshark), 3680 nucleotides long. NCBI's taxonomy places the organism in Eukaryota, Metazoa, Chordata, Chondrichthyes, Orectolobiformes, Hemiscylliidae. The record is from RefSeq and is a predicted model, not a curated record.
UAGGGUAGCAGGUUUGGGUGGGAUGCCCUUUCUGGAGGGUCAGUGCAGACCCGAUGGGCCGAAUGGCCCGCUUCUAUGCUGUGAUGAUUCUACAGACACCCCCCCCCGCCCAGCCCAAACCCGCGACCCUCGGACCUCCUCGCGCUGAGGGACAACUGGUGAUUGGUGGGAUCUUGCUCUGCAUGGAUCAACUGCCAACCUCUCCUGCACCCCACUUCUGCAAAGUUGCCCUCUUGUAUGCGGUGGGAGUUGGUGGACAGUCCUGGGGUGAUGAGAGGCGUUGCUAAAAUGCAAGUCCUUGGUGUCUCGCAAGAGUCCCAGUAGCAGCCAGCAGGUGGCGGGAUGUACCUGCUCUUCCAAUAGUCCCAACUUUUCAAACUUUCAGUCAGCACAGUCCACCUUUAAGGACACUUGGAGCAAAACUUCAUUUCCCCCCCCCCAAAAAAAAAAGUUUGCGGGAUCUUUUGGAAAGCAGCACUCGAAAGAAGCCAGGCGUGCAAACAAACAGGUCUUUCUGAUUUCUGACAUGCCCCCCCUCCCCAUUGUGUGAAGCCCCAGGGGCAGCCUUCCAACUGGGGCAAUUGCAGACACUGUAAUUUCAGUCCGGAGACCGAAAUUGUCGCGCUGUGUGUCAGCCGGCCCCUUUUCCUGUGUUGCGGAAAGAAAAAAAAAAUCACAAGAGAGAUUAAAACCACACCCCGGUCGGUGUAUGAUGGAGUGUGGGUUGAAGUGCAGAGAUCCUGAGAAUUGCUGAGGGUCAGUGCUAUUAAUGGCGGAGAGGGGCACACACACAGGAGCCAACAGAGCGAACUUCCCCAGAAAUGACUUGGAGACAGCAAGGACAUUUCACGGGCUCCCAACUCUCCCGGGAGUGAAACUUCUCGAGAAGCUUUCGGCGGAAGGAGGCUUGAGAGGAACUUGUCGCGCAAAGGGACACAGCAGGAGACAGGUCUAACUCGCAAGGCAGAGGGGCGAAACCUCCCCAGAAGGGAGCGAGAAACUGACCCGGGGAAUCCCACAGGAGAGAGGGGGAUUCGGGGGUGCGACUCGCCCACAGUGUGCAGUCGAACUCUUUAAGUUAACAAGAGAGAAACCGGCACAGGAAACACAGGCGUAAAAAAAAAACAAGUUAGAGGCAACUUUGGGAAUCUGCAACAAAAUGUUGUUCUAACUUCCCUCUCCCAACUUCUUGCUGCUUUGGAAGUUCUCUCCACUGGAGUUCGGUUUUGUAAAUUAUUUAUUUAACUGUGCGGAUGUGAGAUUUGUUUGUGCGGGAACGUUUGAACACACACACACACACACACACCCACCCCCCAACAGGAGACUGAGACACAACUUUCUCUGGCUAACUGCACCGAAUUGGUGCUCCCAACCCUGUGGUUCGUGGAUCUCUCUUGCAGCUCGACUCCCUGAGCGGGUGAGAGAGAGAGGGCCGGAGUUUUCCAGGAUCCAGAGUUCGCCUCGUUGGCUGGAGGGGUUCUUGGUGCCCAGGUGGGCUGGGGUGAGGAAGGUGCUUUCCAACGACGAUGCUGCUCCCCAGGUAAGGCCAGGAGGAACAGAUUGGCCGUGGCCAUGGUGGAGCCGAACUGGAAGACCAUUUUUGGCAGAGCUUCCUGGGGUACGGCCAAGCCCCUCGACUCGGAGGGCGCCUUCACCAACCCCAUCUGGACGGCGUUGUUUGACUACGAGGCCCAUGGCAAGGACGAGUUGACGCUGCGCAAGGGCGACCUGGUGGAGGUGUUGUCCAGGGACUCGGCCAUCUCUGGUGAUGAGGGCUGGUGGGCCGGCAAGCUCCGUAACCAGGUGGGCAUCUUCCCCGCCAACUACGUGUCGCCGCAGCCACCGCUGCCGGCAGCCUACGGCAAGCUGGCCCCGGGCCGGGCCGAGGAACUGGCCGCCCCGGCCCAGGUCGCCUUCCGGGAGCUGACCCUCCAGGAGGUGAUAGGGGUGGGUGGAUUCGGCAAGGUGUACCGUGGCACCUGGAAGGGGCGGCUGGUGGCGGUGAAAGCGGCCCGGCAGGACCCCGACGAGGACAUCAGCGCCACAGCGCAGAACGUGAUGCAGGAGGCCCGGCUGUUCGCCAUGCUGAGGCACCCCAACAUCAUCGCCCUGCUGGGGGUGUGCCUGCAGGAGCCCAACCUGUGCCUCAUCAUCGAGUAUGCCUCCGGGGGGCCGCUGAACCGGGCGCUGGCCGGGCGCCGCAUCCCGCCGCAUGUUCUGGUCAACUGGGCCGUGCAGAUUGGCAAGGGCAUGCAGUACCUCCACGACGGGGCCAUCGUGCCCGUCAUCCACCGUGACCUCAAGUCAAACAACGUCCUUCAGGCUGAUUGUGCUAGGCCUCACCUCCAGACGAUGCUAGGCCUUGCCUCCAGACCACGCCAGCCCUCAUCUCCAGAGCACGCCAGCCUUGUCUCCGGACCACGUCAGGCCUCAUCUCCAGACCACACUAGGCCUCGCCUCAGACCAUGCCAGGCUUCACCUCAGACCACACCAGGCCUCAUCUCAGACCACGUCUGGCCUCACCUCAGACCACGCCAGGCCUCGUCUCAGACCACGCCAGGCCUCGUCUCAGAUCACACCAGGUCUCGCCUCAGACCACGUCAGGCCUCACCUCAGACCACGCCAGGCCAAACCUCAGUCCACACCAGGCCUCGUCUCAGACCACGCCAUGCUUCACUUCAGACCACGCCAGGCCUCGUCUCAGUCCACACCAGACCUCACCUCAGACCAUGCCAGGCCUUGCCUCCAGACACACCAGGCCUCACCUCCCCCACCCCUCGAGUGCCCUCUGUGGGCCAACCGCACACCCACUGCAGGCACGAAGCUCCACCACACCUGACGGCCCAUCGAGAUCCCGAGUCCAGGCUCUGGGCCUACCGAAGCCAGGAGCCCUUGAUCAGGGCAGCGCCACUGCUGCUGCCAACAAUGACCCUCUGACACAGCUCUGGCUCCCCACGACGCCGGAAGAUGAAAGAGAAGAGCAAGAAAAAUAGGGAAAAGGAGAUCGAAAGACAAGGAAGCAACAGGCCUGGAGCAUACAAACUCAGGAUCCAUUCCACUCUUACCAUGCUGCCAUCUUGGGCAGCAUCUGAGCAUUGGCAAGAGGCCAUCACAUCCCACCUUGACACUACAAUCCCCUGACUCUUCCCCCUUGCUCCAUGACUUCUGCGCAAACCCAAAGGGCAUUUGUGACCAGUUUUGACUGCCUGAGAACAGUGUUACUGUCCCCUCAGACCAUACAAUGGAGGAACAGAAGUAGCCCAUUCAGCCCAUCAAGUCUGCUCCACCAUUCAAUGAGGUUGUGGCUAAUCUGAUAAUAGUGUCAUAGAAACAAACGGUACGGAAGAGGCCCUUUGGCCUAUCAAGUCUGCACUGGGAAAAGCUAUGUUUAAACCUACACUCCCUCCCACUAGUUCCAGUGGCUGGCCCAUAACCUUGAGUGUAUUAAAUAAUCCACAACUCCACCUUCCUGCCAGUUCCCCAAAACCCCUUGAUCGCCCUUACUGCUUAAAAAUGUCAGGUAGGGCACAGCAUGGCAAAGUUCACAGAGAGUUGUGAUCAGUAGCCAUCAGUAAACGAUGUAUAUGUUAUAUGUAUAACUGCUGUGAGCAUAAAAAAUUUAAGCAUCUAUCAGUAUUGUCAGCGUUAUACAGUGACAGACCUGUCCCCACCUGUACUGU